AGUGACGUGUGCGCUUGAAUGAGUGUUUUUCUCAUUUGCCUCCCCACGUGAAGAUAUAAAAUCAUUGUGAAAUAAACUGAAAUUUAAAGUAAAUCGCGCAUCUGUACAGCAAUCAUGGCGGUCCGUGUACAAUUCGAGAAUAACAAUGAAGUGGGGGUGUUUAGUAAACUGACAAAUUCCUAUUGCCUCGUAGCUAUCGGAGGCUCAGAAAAUUUCUACAGCGUGUUCGAAGCCGAGCUCGCAGAAACAGUUCCCGUGGUUCACGUCAGUAUCGCGGGGUGCCGUAUUAUCGGGCGCAUGACCGUAGCUAACAAGAACGGACUUCUCGUGCCAGCGGCAACGACCGACACAGAAUUGCAACAUAUACGCAACAGUCUACCGGACGCAGUCAAGGUGCAGCGUGUGGAAGAGCGUCUCAGCGCGCUCGGGAACGUUAUCGCCUGCAACGACUAUGUAGCGCUCGUGCACCCCGACCUGGACCGCGACACAGAAGAAAUUCUCGCAGACACACUAAACGUAGAAGUAUUUCGGCAGUCUGUGGCUGGGAACGUUUUGGUCGGUUCUUACGCUGCGCUCAGUAAUCGCGGAGGAUUAGUUCAUCCUAAAACUACGAUACAAGAUCAGGACGAGCUCUCGUCUCUGCUACAAGUCCCUUUAGUUGCGGGCACAGUGAACAGGGGUAGUGAUGUGGUGGCGGCGGGGAUGGUGGUGAACGAUUGGUGUGCGUUCUGCGGCAUGGACACGACGUCGACAGAGAUCUCGGUGAUCGAGAGUGUGUUCAAACUGAAUGACGCCAAGCCCACAGCCAUCACCUCCACAAUGCGUGCCUCGCUCAUUGACAGCAUGUCCUAGGACCUGUAAUGUUAAUGCAACUAACUAUGGGGUUCACUUGUCAUUUAUGUAUAGCAUCAAUCCAAUGGAGUAUUGUGAGAAGAAAAUGCUUAGAUUGUGUUCAUACAUUUGACUAAGAAUGUAAACAUUGUAUGGUUGACAUAUAACCUAAAAAAAUUGAAUUAAUUUUUUAUAUAUUUUUGCAAUAAUGUUCAUAUAAUUGGGUGUAAAAUUAUAGUCAUUUAUUAUAAUGAGUUACACAAGUUGACAACAACAACAUACAAGGCAAAAUCUACGAUUUUGUUGCAGAUAGCACCUUGUACUUUGUAAGGUGCAAUUUUCUGAAAAAAUUACAUAUUGUACCUCAUACAUUGUUGUUGUCUCUUGUUAUUGUAAUCAAGGAAAAUAAAGAAGUUAUCUUCCCAUUUUUGCCACUUCAUUGAAAAUAAAGUAAUGCAAUGACAAGUGAUACCAACUAGUUGUGCUCCCCAGUUUUGCAAGUCUUGUGAUAUGUUUAUUAUUUGAUAAGUUGUGCACCCCUGACAGUGUUGCACACUACAGAUUGUGCAAUCGCGCACCGGCAAUGGCCCUUUACCUUACCUAUGUGUAUAAGAACAUAAGUAAUAAAUUGUAAAUCUAUAA
Leguminivora glycinivorella is the source of this 1473-nucleotide messenger RNA. It is a transcript of the gene eIF6, whose product is annotated as eukaryotic translation initiation factor 6. Gene Ontology annotation, biological process: maturation of LSU-rRNA; cytosolic ribosome assembly; ribosomal subunit export from nucleus. The transcript has a single exon. The record is from RefSeq and is a predicted model, not a curated record. NCBI's taxonomy places the organism in Eukaryota, Metazoa, Arthropoda, Insecta, Lepidoptera, Tortricidae. Bases 115 to 852 code for a protein of 245 amino acids. Gene Ontology annotation, molecular function: ribosomal large subunit binding. Gene Ontology annotation, cellular component: preribosome, large subunit precursor; nucleolus; cytosol.